Messenger RNA from Gastrolobium bilobum, 3171 nucleotides. RefSeq lists its product as uncharacterized. The record is from RefSeq and is a predicted model, not a curated record. The transcript has 3 exons. Bases 334 to 2964 code for a protein of 876 amino acids. NCBI's taxonomy places the organism in Eukaryota, Viridiplantae, Streptophyta, Magnoliopsida, Fabales, Fabaceae.
UUGACGACAGUAUAAGUAUUUAUAUCUUGUUUGCGUUUUGUGGUUGCUCGGUUUACCCUUCAUAUCUGCAGCGAUGUCGUUUUGUAAUUAAACGACAGCACCGACACUCCUUGCUUCCUCUCCAAGCUAGAGGAUCCUACGUUUCUUUGCAUUUUUGCGCUUCUGCGUUCCUCACCGCUUCUCUGUUGUGCAGCUGAAAAACAAGCAAGAGCAUUUUCCCAACUGCAAUCUAUUUGGAAGACAAAAAGUUGGUUUUGUUUUCAAAGCUGGAGCUCAGAAAGUUGAUCCAGCUGAUGUCAGGUUGGAGCGAAAUCUAGGGAACUAUCCACCACCAUGAGUAGAAAACUGAAUUACGGGUUAAAACCAAAGAAGUCUCAUUUGUCGUAUGCUGAUCUGCAUCAUGAAAUUACCAAAAGCGAGGAAGACAACUCUUUAAAAUCUUAUGGAAAUCAGCAAAGGCAAGCGACUUGUGGAAAGGCUAGUGAGGAAGAUGAGCUGGUUAAGUACAUGUCAAGUUUACCAGGUUAUUUGGAGAGGGGAGAAAAAAUUCCUGAGAAAGUUUUAAAUGUUGGGGUCCUUGAUUGGUUCCGUCUAGAACAAUGGCAGCACAGCCAUAAAUAUGUACCCCAUAGAAGCAGCCGGAGCUCGACAUCUACUAGUGCUACAUCCUCUUCUGUUUCAAAUGAGGGAUUAUCUGGUAAUUCUAGUGGAGGUCAUAGUUGGUCUCCUUCUCAUCAAAGGAUAUUUCGUCCAUCACUGCAAUCUCAUCUUAUGGGAUCUUCAAUACAAGACCACUCUAAACCUGUCAAAUCCUCUGGAGGAAGUGUUGGAACUUGUCAGAAUCUUAGAGGUUGGCACAGUAAUAUUGACACAGAGAGCAAAUAUGUUCGAGCUGGUGACCCCCUUUCCAAAAACCAUCGUGCUAGUAUACUGAAAGGAUGUGACAGGAAACAUCUGUAUCCACAUAUUAAUAAGGAAAGUGACAUCUUGCCAAAUGACCGAAUGUAUGAGGCAGCAUCAUGUGCUAAGCUGAGAAUGAGCACUCAAGAUGGUGCAAUGGAAAAGAAAGUGGAGAAUUUGAGAGAACAUGAUGUUGAUACUGUUGAGCAAGGUAUGCUUGGGAAAAGCAAACCAAUUGUUCUUAUUUUGCCCAGAGACAUCCCCCAGAACAGUCAUUGUGGAGCUCCUGAUAUGCGAACAUCCUUGGGUCAAAAGUUAGGAAGUCCUAGUCGGGCAAGAUUUUCAGAAAAACCUACGGAACCUUCCUGCAGAUAUCUGAAUAGUGAAAUCUCACACUCCUGUCCUGUGCCAGAUGAACUUAUUGGAAGCCAUUCUCACCCUAAAGGGUCUGGAUCCAGUUCCAUUGAUCUAGAAAAUAACAAAGUUCCUGCUCCUACUUUAACAGCUCCUCUACCAGUCAGAAUGGGAAUAAGUCCAUGUAGAUCUAGAAAGGUUGAGGAAAGGAAACACACCAUUGCUACAUCUUCAUCUUCAAAUAGGCCUCCGAAGGGAUUAGACCAGAAAGUAACUACUGAGAAAUCAAGAAGCUCUUCACCUUUUCGUCGAUUUAGCUUCAGCAUUGGCUUUACAAAUAAAGGUUCUGGCUGUAAAGAGGUUUCUCAUGUGCCACAUCAGAGCUCCAUAGCAGCACUUAAAUCUAGUUCUGAAAAUGCAAGAGGUUAUGCUAGCUCAAACAUUUCAGGCAAGGAUAAAUCUGGUGAUGCUGGCAAAAGCAGGUCCAGCCCUUUAAGGAGAUUACUGGAUCCACUGUUGAAACCAAAGGCAACAAACGUCCAUCACUCCAAGGAGUCAUCUCAAAAAGAUUCGUUGUUAGUAAAUAAGAAUUGUAGGUCAGGUAAUGGGAAAUUUUCCACUCUACUGCCGGAGAAAGAAUUGGACAGGGACCAGAGGGUCGGUUGUACCAUAACUAAUACUGCUGAUUUGUCAAAGGACAAGAAGUAUGUGCCUUCCAUGUGUCAAGCUCUUCUGAGCAUUUCUGUGAAGAAUGGUCAACCACGUUUUACAUUUGCUGUUGACAACAAUGGCAACAUUCUUGCAGCCACAGUGAAGAACUUAACUGUCUCAAGGAAAGAUGAAUGCAACUGUAUCUAUACCUUUUUCACCUUUAAGGAGGUUAAAAAGAAGAAUGGAAGUUGGAUGAGUCAAGCAGGCAAAAGCAAAGGUCCUGAUUACGUUCACCGUGUUGUUGCUCAAAUGAAGGUUUCUGAUUCAUACAACUAUGAUUCAACUAGCCAGAAUUGUGUGAACUCCUCUACCACAAAAGAGUUUGUUUUGUUUUCUGUAAAGCUAAAGCAGGGAGAUGCUCAGGUCACUGACUAUCAGCCAGAUGAUGAGCUUGCUGCUAUUGUUGUCAAAUCACCCAAGCCUAUCAAUUUCAUCAAUUAUGCACAUCAGAGUGGUUGCCAGAAUGAUAGUCAAGACCUUCUACAUGUAACAGUUGUGCUCCCAAGUGGGGUUCAUAGUCUUCCAAGUAAUGGUGGACCAUCAUCACUGAUUGAGCGCUGGAAAACAGGUGGAUCAUGUGACUGUGGUGGUUGGGAUUUGGCUUGUAAACUUAAAAUUCUAGCGAAUGAAAACCAAGCCUGUAGAAAAUCAAGAACAUCGAAAGCUUAUUUUGCAGAUCAAUUUGAGCUUUUCAUCGAGGGGAAUGACCAAGACCAAGAGAACCAGCGUGCUUUCAGUUUUUCCCACUUUAAGCCUGGAGUAUAUUCAGUAGCUUUUGAUGCAUCACUCUCACUUUUGCAAGCAUUCUCCAUCUGCAUAGCGUUGGUGGAUGGCAAGAUCCCAUAUGAACUUUCUGAAUCAAGAAACUCCAUUCAAGGAAAAAAUCUGAGGGAAACUCUAUUGGUGCAGACGGAUGAACUAAAGGCUUUUGGUAAAUUUGAGGACAUUCCUGCAAGUUAUGUCGCUUAUCCUCCGCACUCUCCAGUUGGUAGGGUCUAAAAUUAACAUGAAGUGAAGUCAUAUCUGAUAUCUUCUACUCCAUUAAAUGCACAAUAUGGGUAACCAGCAAAGAAUCGUUUUUUUUUUUUUUUAAAUCUUUCUAACACGGGUUAGUAUCGCUUACUCAUAUCUGCUGCAUAUAGGUGAAAGCCUUACAUGUUCAUGACUCGAUCAUAAAUCAGCUUUAUCAAAUAUCAAUCAUUUGAA